Symbiodinium pilosum is the source of this 1353-nucleotide messenger RNA. NCBI's taxonomy places the organism in Eukaryota, Dinophyceae, Suessiales, Symbiodiniaceae. The record is from the annotation of a GenBank genome assembly.
AUGGCGCCGCGAUAUGUGCCUGCUAACACCCCGCUGGACUUUGUCAAAGUCUUCAUAGAGGGCCUGCAGGGCGAGGCGCGGGCCUCUGCCCUUCGCGCGGAGAAGCGUUUGCGCGAAUGUCCCACACUGGGCAAGCUGAAUGCAGAGCUGAAUGCAGUUGCAGAUGAGCUGGGAGAUGGGGUUGUGGAGGUGACCCCAGGGCCCCGGGAGGGCAUCGUAUGUGUCACUCUGCGCCCGGAGCAUGGUGGCCACGUUCUUGCAAGGGCCGGGCAGGAGCCGCUGUUGUCUGGGUCCGCCUUUGCCCUGAAGUUUGACGCCACGCCCGCUGCAGCAAGCGGACCCCCUCCCCUCCGUGUCUCCACUGAGGGCGUGUGGAAUCUCGCUCAAGAAGGCUUGGGUGGCUACAUCACAGCCGCUCCCCUGAUCCGCUCGGGCGCAUGGUCUGUCCUCCCGAGCCUGGAGUUGGGCUAUGGGCUUGGAGGCCUUCUGGGCUUUACCGGGCCAGCCUGGCAGCGUAGCCACUUGCAGGCCUGCCUGGCGGACCGGCUGGGCAGGCACAAAGUUCGGCUUGGCUAUGCCUCUCGGGACCUUCGCACGGAGGACGCAGCUAUGCUGGGCUUUCCACUGCAAUCCUCCAAGACAUCGAUUUCCUAUCAAUUUUUGAACAGCUAUGGCACGGAGACCUUGGGUGGACAAGUAGGACUCUUCGGCGAGGUCGCCGGACUUCUUGGGGAUGUGAAGGUUGCCCGUGCAGAAGCUUCCUGGUCACAGCGCGGCGCCCUCCUGGCCGGAAUUUGGCAGGUCUCUGCUGGCGCGGCCUUAGCGAAGCCGCUCUUUGACGCCCAGAUGCCCUGGGAGGAGAGGCUUUUCCUCGGCGGCGUCACGGGCCAAGGAGUAGGGGAGAGGCUUUUUGGCUUCAAACCUCACGGCCUUGGCCCAUUGAAGCGAGAGGAGCGCUCAUCCGAAGCGCGGAGGUUCGGUUUGGCCUACGGCCGGGGUGGGCUCGGGACAUAUAGCACUGCGGAGCCCACGCGUGUAGAGACCGGCAAAGUGGACUUCCUUGGCGGAGACACACGCGCCAGUGUGGAAGGUUGGAUGCGCUGGCCUAUGCCCAUGGGGUUGGGGCUCUACGUGUUCGCCUUCGGGGCGGCCGGUGUGCUGGUAGAGCGAAGGCAAGUGUCGGAGCCUGCGGACAUCCUCCGCAACAUCAGGGCGGCUCUAGGCCUCGGAAUUGGCGUCCCUCUCCCUGGAGGGGGACACCUUGCCGUAACCUAUAGCCAGCCUGUACAGGCAGUAGCUGGGGACCGUGUGCAGGCAUUUCAGCUGUCCCUGUCCCUGAACAACUUGCUUUGA